AUGACUGAUAACAUAUUAGUAUAUUUGAAAGUCAAACCAGAUUAUGAAGAAGAUAAUGGACUUACUAUUUAAGAAAAUACUGUCAAAGUUAUCUCACAAUCAUCUUUUGAAGAGAAGAGUUAUUAAUUUAAUGCUAUCUUUCAAGAGAACCAUGAAUUAUAAUAACAUUGUAUACCAAUCAUUGAUUCAGCUAUUAGAAAUCAAUAAAAUGCAUGUAUUAUUACUUAUGGAUAAACAUAAAGUGGUAAGUCUCAUGCUUUAGGGUUUUCACUCCAUAAUGAAGGUUUAUUACAUUCAUCACUAUAAUAUUUAUUUGAACAAAUGUAAAUACAAUAAGUUACUAUAUCUAUGAUUUAACUUUAUAUGCAAUCUGCUAUCGAUCUAUUAAGUCAAGAUAAAUCACUUAAAGAAUUAAGAAUAAGAAAUAAAAUCAAUGAAACUUAUGUAGAAAAUUUGACUGAAGUACUUGCUCAAAAUUAUUAAGAAUCCUUACUCAUUUGUUAAGAAGGUAUCUAAAAAACAUAAUUCUCUAAAUUACAUACUAUCUUAACACUCAAAAUUAUGAAAUCCAAAAUUCAAUUCGUUGAAAUCUUAGGUAACAAUUCCAUAAAUGCUAAAUCCCCUCAAUCUUCUAAUUGUAUUACUGCUUUACUCAAAGUUUUUAGUGCCCUUCUUAAACAACAAGGAACUUAAUAAUAAGUAUUUAUUCCUUUUCGAGAUUCUAGUUUAACUAUGCUUCUCAAAAAUCAAUUAACACCUCCAUCUAAAAUUAUUGUCAUUGGCACUAUCCUUCCUAAAAACUCUAAUGAAACUAAUUAAACUAUCAAAGCUCUUUCAUCAUGUACUAAAUCUUAUACACUCUCAGAAAAUACUAAUACUACUAAUUAUCAUAAUAAUCCCAAUAAUCCUAAUAAAGCUAGAAGUGUAACACCAACUAUUACUAAAUAAAAACCAUAAGAUAUUAUUGUUAACAAUGAUUAAUAACAAUAACAAAACUUUUAGAAUUAAUUAUAAUAUAAAGAAUUAAGCGAAUAUUUAUUAAAAUUAUUGACUAAAAUCAAUUCACAUGCUUGCAAACUUCUUAAUUAAGAAUGUUUAUAAUUUAUUGAUAUUAAUUAAAAUCUAGACAAAAUCAUUUAAUAAGUCUAACAAGUCUCCCAUUAAUUAUUAUAAAUUAUCAAUGGUAAAAUUGCAUCCUAAAUACAACAAUCUAAAACUGAUGGUUGGUAAAAAGCUCUUAAAUUUUUAUACCACACUUAUGAAGAAGAAAUAUAAAGAGAAGACAAAUUAUUAAAAGAAAAACUAUUAUAUAUUAUUAAUGAAGAGGAGCAAUAUGAUGUAGAUAAUCUUAGGAAAAUCUUAUUUCCUCCAAAAUAAGAAUAUACUAAUUCAUUAUUUAAAACACUUACAACUUUGAGAAAAUAUACAAACACUAUUCAAAUUCCACUUAGUCGUGAAAAUUAUAGAAAUUAAUUAACAAAUGAUAUAAUGUAAAAAGAGUUAGGAGUGAUGAGUUCAUAGACUCAUGAAGCAAUAGGAAAAUAAGAAUUAGCCAGUGUAUUAUUCUUAUUAUAAUAUAGUUCCAAAGUUAUACUGAAAAUUUAAUGAGCAAAUUCAAAUGGUAGAGUACUUAGAAAUAAGAGUAUUAUGGAUAUCAAACCUGA
Paramecium sonneborni is the source of this 1664-nucleotide messenger RNA. Lineage: Eukaryota; Ciliophora; Oligohymenophorea; Peniculida; Parameciidae. The record is from the annotation of a GenBank genome assembly.